Molecule: messenger RNA, 3952 nt
Organism: Salvelinus fontinalis (brook trout)
Lineage: Eukaryota; Metazoa; Chordata; Actinopteri; Salmoniformes; Salmonidae
Product: cyclic nucleotide-gated cation channel-like
Exons: 6
Coding region: 13-2118 (701 amino acids)
Biological process (GO): monoatomic cation transmembrane transport
Cellular component (GO): intracellular cyclic nucleotide activated cation channel complex; plasma membrane
Molecular function (GO): cGMP binding; intracellularly cGMP-activated cation channel activity; intracellularly cAMP-activated cation channel activity
Source: RefSeq, a predicted model, not a curated record
UUUCAGCUGAAGAUGACAGGCCAGGUGGCCGACAGAGACUUGUCCCCCCAUCGUCUCUCAGUGAAGACCACUGUGGAGGAGGAGCCAGAGAGGGAGAGAGCUGAGAGUACUCUCAGCAGAGUGCCAUCAGAAUGUGAUCAUGAUAAUGAUGACACAUCCUCAGAGCUGGCACGGGUGGCCGCUCUCGAUGGUGGAAACAACUCAAGGAACUCUUUUCAAGGACGGGGAGCUCUGUCUAGAUUAGUGAAUUUGGUGGUGAUUCUGAGGGAGUGGGCACACAGGAGCCUUGUAGAGGAGGAGGAGCGGCCAGACUCUUUCUUGGAACGCUUCCGUGGCCCUGAGCUCAGGACUGCCCCUAGUCGCAUCAGCAAUACGCAGCCUGAUGCCAAUGGCAACAAUACCAAAGGGAGAUUUAGGAAAAAAUGGGGUGUGUUCGUUGUGUCCCCAUCAGACGACAUGUACUACCGUUGGCUGUUUGUUAUUGCUAUAGCUGUGCUAUACAACUGGAUCCUCAUUGUGGCUAGGGCAUGCUUUGACAAACUGCAGACAAGCAAUUACAUCUGCUGGUUGGUGCUGGACUACCUUUCAGACGCUUUGUACAUCUUGGACACAUGUGUCCGACUCCGCACAGGGUUUCUGGAGCAGGGUCUGCUGGUGAAGGACCUCUCCAAGCUGAGAGACAGCUACGUCCGCACAUUUCAGUUCAAGCUGGAUGUCGUGUCCAUCCUACCCACUGAUCUGGCCUACAUAUCCACAGGAAUCCACACCCCAGAGCUCAGAUUCAAUCGCCUGCUGCGCUUCCCACGCAUGUUUGAGUUCUUUGACCGCACUGAGACACGCACAAACUACCCCAACAUCUUCCGCAUCUGCAACUUGGUGCUCUACAUCCUGGUCAUCAUCCACUGGAACGCCUGCAUCUACUUUGCUAUUUCCAAAUCUCUAGGGUUUGGCUCUGAUACCUGGGUGUACCCCAACAUCUCCAACCCUGAGUAUGGCUCCCUAACCCGGGGCUAUGUCUACUGCCUGUACUGGUCCACCCUCACCCUCACCACUAUUGGAGAGAUGCCUGCACCUGUACGGGAUGAGGAGUAUCUUUUUGUGGUCUUUGACUUCCUAGUUGGGGUGCUGAUCUUUGCCACGAUUGUGGGUAAUGUUGGCUCCAUGAUUUCCAACAUGAAUGCCACACGUGCAGAGUUUCAGGCCCGUAUUGAUGCCAUCAAACACUACAUGCACUUCCGCCGGGUCAGCAAGGAGCUGGAAGCACGCGUCAUUAAGUGGUUUGACUACCUCUGGACUAAUAAGAAAGCAGUGGAUGAGCAGGAGGUAUUGAAGAACUUGCCUAACAAAUUGCGGGCUGAGAUCGCCAUCAAUGUGCACCUGGAGACCCUGAAGAAAGUGCGUAUCUUUCAGGACUGUGAGGCUGGAUUGUUGGUGGAGCUGGUGCUGAAACUCCGGCCACAGGUCUAUAGCCCAGGGGACUACAUCUGCCGCAAAGGGGACAUAGGGAAGGAGAUGUACAUCAUCAAAGAGGGGAAGCUGGCAGUGGUGGCAAAUGACGGGGUCACACAGUACGCCCUCCUCACCGCCGGCAGCUGCUUUGGGGAGAUAAGUAUCCUCAACAUCCAGGGAAGCAAAAUGGGAAACCGCAGGACGGCCAAUAUCCGCAGCAUCGGCUAUUCUGACCUCUUCUGCCUCUCUAAGGACGACCUGAUGGAAGCAGUGACCGAGUACCCUGAUGCUAAGAAGGUGCUGGAGGAGAGGGGGAAGGAGAUCCUUAUGAAGGAGGGCCUCCUGGAUGAGAAUGCAGAGGCUGGCAGACUGGGUGGAGAGGACACUGAGGAGAAGGUGGAGAGGCUGGAGUCCUCUCUGGACACCCUGCAGACGCGCUUCGCCCGCCUGCUCAGCGAGUACACGGCCACACAGCAGCGGCUGAAGCGGCGCAUCACCAACCUGGAGCGCCAGCUGUGCCACACAGGCUGCGGGAUCCUCUCAGACGCAGACCUUUCUGACGAAGACUCAGCAUCUGAGGCUGAGGCAGACACUCUGGCUGCUGCCAAUACCGUUGAGCAGGGUGACCAUGGAAAUGAUGAGCCGACUGAAUCCACUGUUCAAACUUGAAAGCUGCCUGAGACCAUGGCUUUAGGCCUAGCACUUUCUAAGCACUUUCAAACUCACAAGGGUAUGCACAAAUGUACAAUAAAUGUCCUUCCUAAUAAGAAAAUAAUUUUCAUAUUAACUUUAUGACUGUUGCAUUAAGAGUACAGUGUCUUCAGAAAGUAUUCACACCCCUUGACUUGUUCCAUAUUUUGUUUUGUUACAGCCUGAAUAUUACAUUUAGAUUUUGUGUCACUGGCCUACACACAACACCCCAUAAUGACAAACUGGAAUAGGUUUUUUUCAAUUUUUACAAAUCAAUUAAAAAUGAAAAGCUGAAAUGUCUUGAGUCAGUAAGUAUUCAUCCCCUUUGUUAUGGCAAGCCUAAAUAGGUUCAGGAGUAAAAAUGUGCAUGGACUCACUAUGAAUGUUCUUGAGUCGUCUAGUUAUAGUUCUGAUUUAAAUUGGCUUGAAAAUCUAUGGCAAGACGGAUGUCUUGCAAUAAUAAACAACCAACUUCACAGAGCUUGAAGAAUUUUUUUAAUUCAGGUGUGCAAACCUCUUCGAGACUUACCCAGAAAGACUCACAGCUGUAAUUGCAGCCAAAGGUGUGAAUACUUAAAUAAAUGAGAUAUUUAUGUAUUUCAUUUUCAAUAAAUUUGCAAAAUAUUCUAAAAACAUGUUUUCACUUUGUCAUUAUGUGGUAUUGUGUGGUAUUAUGUGGUAUUGUGUAGAUCAUUAAGAGAAAAAAUCUAUUUAAUCAAUUUUGAAUUCAGGCUGUAACACAACAAAAUGUGGAAUAAGUCAAUGGGUAUGAACACUUUCUGAAGGCUCUGUAUGUAACAAACAUAACUGUGAAUAUCAAGUAUUUUCUUUGAGUUCAAUGCCAAGAUAAGAUGUAGAGUUCUUUAAGCAGAAUAAUAAUAAGAAUAAUAUAGGGUAGAGCAAUGAGUUGCAGGCGUAUACACACAAGUCACAUGCAGUCAUUUUCCACAUCCUUAACCCCGAAGGUAGGUUACAUGAGAACAGAUAAGCAGCACGGAGGGUAAGACUCAGAUCCUGGAGAGUGCCCUCAACCAACCUCAUAUAACUCUUACCUAAUGAUGAAGUGGGCCAACAACAGAGCAAUCAGCAGCCCCUAGAACAGUAUCUGUUGGAUUUCAUGGUCUUGGAGAUUUGUUGUAUACCCUGAAAACAUUUGGUAUUUUGACACAAUUUGAUUACCAUACUGUGGCCUGUAAUGUGUUUAGUAAUCAUGAAAAUAUUGUCUUUACAGCUAAUAGUUGUAUGACCAACCAAGUCUUUGAACACAGUUAACUAAUUCAUGGCAUAUGUGUUCUAAUGUGAAUUAAAAUGUUUGCAGCCCAACAGGGCUUACUCUAAGGUUACUCAUAACCCACUGGACACAAUCUGGUUGAAUCAACGUUGUUUCAACAUAAUUUGUCAACGUAUUGUGCCGUUGAAUCUAUGUUUGAAACAUCUGGAUUUGCAAAAAGUCAUCAACCAGUACUGUUUUCAUAUAAAUUCAACCAGCAUUGCAAACAUCGAAAUUAUGGUAAAACUUAAACUUAAAUACAAUGACUUAACCUGACUAACAGGUUGUUACAUCAAUCUAAUUUCAACAUAAUCAGCAAAACUAUCUAUACGUUGAAAUUGUGUUGAAUAUUCCUCGCAGAAUGGUUAAAAAUCUCACGUAGAAUCUACAUGGAAAUUGCAACUAAAUUAAUUUAAUGUGGUGUUGUAAAUACGUUUGAACAUGCAACACCAGAUCCAGGUCACAUUUUCAUUUUCAUUUAGAUGUUGACAUUUUUGCAUAUUCUUACUAUUUAAUCAAUGUCUGUUUUUCAUCCUAUAUUCA